Molecule: messenger RNA, 1327 nt
Organism: Budorcas taxicolor (takin)
Lineage: Eukaryota; Metazoa; Chordata; Mammalia; Artiodactyla; Bovidae
Product: spermine synthase-like
Biological process (GO): spermine biosynthetic process
Molecular function (GO): spermine synthase activity
Source: RefSeq, a predicted model, not a curated record
CAGGCAUGGCCCAGGGCCUCGCCUCACUAUGGCAGCAGCACGGCACAGCACCCUCGACUUCAAGCUCGGUGCCAAAGCUGAUGGUGAGACCAUUCUGAAAGGCCUCCAGUCCAUUUUCCAGGAGCAGGGGAUGACGGAGUCAGUGCACACCUGGCAGGACCAUGGCUAUUUAGCGACGUACAUAAACAAAAAUGGCAGCUUUGCCAAUUUGAGAAUUUACCCGCAUGGAUUGGUGUUGCUGGAUCGUCAGAGCUACGAUGGCGAUGCACAAGGCAAAGAAGUCGAUAGUCUUUGGAACAGAGUAGAAGAAAGAAUGAAAGAAUUGAGUCAGGACAGUACUGAGCGGGUAAAGCGAUUACCACCAGGAGGGGCCAUUGACAGAUACUGGCCCACUGCUGAUGGUCGCCUGGUUGAGUACGAUAUCGAUAAAGUGAUGUAUGAUGAAGACUCACCUUACCAGAACAUUAAAAUUUUACACUCAAAGCAAUUUGGGAAUAUUCUCAUCCUCAGUGGGGAUGUUAAUUUGGCGGAAAGUGAUUUGGCGUAUACCCGGGCCAUCAUGGGCAGUGGCAAAGAAGAUUACAGUGGCAAAGAUGUACUGAUUCUGGGAGGUGGAGAUGGGGGCAUAUUAUGUGAAACAGUCAAACUGAAACCAAAGAUGGUGACUAUGGUAGAGAUUGACCAAAUGGUGAUUGACGGAUGUAAGAAAUACACGUGAAAAACGUGUGGUGAUGUCUUAGACAAUCUUAAAGGAGACUGCUAUCAGGUUCUAAUAGAAGACUGUAUUCCAGUACUGAAGAGGUACGCCAAAGAAGGGAGAGAGUUUGACUAUGUGAUUAAUGAUUUGACAGCUGUUCCAAUCUCCACAUCUCCAGAAGAUUCCACAUGGGAGUUUCUCAGACUGAUUCUUGACCUCUCAAUGAAAGUAUUGAAACAGGAUGGGAAAUAUUUUACACAGGGGAACUGUGUCAGUUUGACAGAAGCCCUGUCACUCUAUGAAGAACAGCUGGGGCGCCUGUAUUGUCCUGUGGAAUUCCCGAAGGAGAUCGUCUGUGUCCCUUCGUACUUGGAAUUGUGGGUAUUUUACACAGUUUGGAAGAAAGCUAAACCUUGAAAAUCAGUGUCCCCGAGUCAUGUGUGCUGCAAAUAGCCUUCCUGACCUUUCUAUGCUGUACAUGAAAUCAAAACAAGUCAGGCAAUUGAUUGUGAAUUCCUUCACGUUUCCUGUUUUUAAUUAUUUUUUUAAUUUAAAAAUCAGAUGGAAAAUGUAUAUUUUGAUGAACUAGGAUGAUUAGACAGCACAGUGAAGGCUGCUAAAUGCACUGAA